Messenger RNA from Polistes dominula (European paper wasp), 891 nucleotides. Its product is annotated as cytochrome P450 4C1. Gene Ontology annotation, molecular function: heme binding; iron ion binding; monooxygenase activity. Lineage: Eukaryota; Metazoa; Arthropoda; Insecta; Hymenoptera; Vespidae. The record is from RefSeq and is a predicted model, not a curated record.
GAAAAUUAAUGGCGAAAUGAAAGAAAAAGAUUCAACAAUAGAUACUUCUCUAUUUCUUGACACGAUAUUCAAAUCAUUCUAUGAGGGAAAAGAAUAUACGGAACAAGAUAUUCGAGACGAGAUAAAUACAAUAGUUACAGCUGGAAGUGAUACAAGUUCUAUUUCAAUUACUUUUGUGUUGCUAAUGUUAGCUAUUUAUCCAAACAUUCAAGAACAAGUAUACGAAGAGCUCUAUCAAAUAUAUGGUUCUUCCGAUCCAGUAGAUGAAAAUACUUCAUAUCAAGAUACUAAGAAUUUAAAAUUUUUGGAAAGAGUGAUCAAAGAGACUUUUCGUCUUCUCACACCUGUUCCUUUUAUAGCACGAAGUGUAUGUGAAGAUAUACAAGGUUGGAACUUUGCAAUGACUGAAAUUAAAGUCGUAGUUGCUACUGUAUUGAGAAAAUUUUCUGUUCAUGUAGAUGUCCCACUAAAAUUGGAAGACAUAGCUGUACAAAUGGGUAUAACAAUGAAACCUACGAAAAAGAUUUUUUUAAGGUUUAAGAAGCGAUAAUAUUUAUUAUUAUUGUUAUUAUUUUUUUAAUCUUUUAAGAAAUUGUUUUAAAAUAAGCUGUCUGAAAACAUUUCUUAUGUCUUACCAGUCUUUAAUGUUAUCGGUAUUUUUAUUUUAAAUUAUAAAUGAUUCAAUAGAUUUAUUAACGAAAAAAAAUAAUUAUUAGAGGAGUAAGGGGUUUAAAUAAUUAUUAUUAUUAUUUAGGGGAGUAAGGGAGUAAGGGGUUGUGAAGUAUACUAAUGAGAAUGUAUAGGUAAACUUUUAAGAGAAACUGUUUGCACCAUGUUAAUCUUUAUAAUUCUAGAAUAGUCAAAUAUAUCUUUUAUUAUUAAUAAUAAAAA